AUGUCCGGAAAGGUGGAAAAAACCAGUAAUGAUCAUGAAAAACAUAAAGGUGACAUUACUUGCUUAGCAUUUGUUAACGGCUAUCUAUUUUCUGGUGGCCAAGAUGGAUUUGUUAAGAUUUGGGAUGAAAAUUUGAAUUUGAAACCAUCUCAAGAUAUUUAUAGUAGUAUAGAAAAUCCUAUUCAAGCUUUAUUUUGUCAUGGUGAAUCAAUAUGGGCUGGUGACGGUGUGGGCAAUUUAUUUAAUUUUGAAAAUUUCGAAAGAGCUCAACAUUUUGAAAUGGUUGAAGAAAUUAAGGGCUUAGCUAUAGAUGAUAAAUUAAUUUAUACUAUUCGAGAUAAUGAUUUGUGUAUCAGCGAAAUAAUACCUGAAAGAGGACUAUAUAUAGUUAAAGCUGUUGUACCAGGAAAAUCACCUUUAAAAUUAUUUGGUGCAUAUAUUAACGCAAAACGAUCUUUAUUGGCAACUGUAUCUCGUGAUGGAAAAGGUAUUAAUGUUUUAAAUAAUUGUCCACAUCGUGAUUUUGUAAAAAUGUGGCACAUUGAUAACGCUCAUGAAACUAUAAUUAACGCUUUGUCUGGCAAUGAAAAUACGCUUUUUAGUGGGAGUUACAACGGAACUAUAAAAGUUUGGUCAAAUGUAAAUGAUGUUGGAAAAUUAUAUGGUGAAUUGAAUAUAGGAAGUUGUAUUAAUUCUUUGUGUCAUGGACCUGAUGAUCAUACUGUUUUUGCCGGUACUAGUGAUGGCAAAAUAAAAAAGGUUGUGUUCUCAUAA
Messenger RNA from Condylostylus longicornis, 774 nucleotides. RefSeq lists its product as uncharacterized. Gene Ontology annotation, molecular function: protein binding. The transcript has 4 exons. The coding region runs from base 1 to 774 and encodes 257 amino acids. NCBI's taxonomy places the organism in Eukaryota, Metazoa, Arthropoda, Insecta, Diptera, Dolichopodidae. The record is from RefSeq and is a predicted model, not a curated record.